Messenger RNA from Durusdinium trenchii, 2472 nucleotides. The record is from the annotation of a GenBank genome assembly. Lineage: Eukaryota; Dinophyceae; Suessiales; Symbiodiniaceae.
AUGGCAAUGAAGCCAUGGAUGGACCUGGUCAAGAAACAUGAAAAGGUGGAGAGUGGGCCGCCUGCAAAGGUCCUGUGCACACCCUAUGAGAAGCAACUCAAGAAGAUGCCAGGCGAUCUGACUGGAGCUUUGCACCCAGGUGAGGCAGUCUUACAUGCCCUGGGUGAUAGGCACUCGGAGGUGGUGCAGAAUAAUGCGGCUGGACUUGAAGCGUGGUUCCAAGACUAUGCCAAGAUGCGGAAUUCAAACGGACAUCAAGUCAUGUUCAAAGAGCUUCAAGGAUUGGCGCCUUUGCACAGCCUUCCAGAUGACGGACUGCCAGUUCUGGAAGAUUGGCUCACGGUCUUUGAAGGGAUGCUGUUUUCAGGGGUGGAGUUGUCCAGAGAGCCGAUCGAUGUGACAGCAAGGGUCUUAAAGAUGGAUUGCGCAUGCGUUCAGUGCAUCGCAUUUGGCCUGUUGCUUGCAAGCGACAAUGACAUCACGCCUGAAAGCGAGAAGGUUCUGGAGCCUUUUGCGAACCUCUUGGACAAGGGGUGGCUACUGCCAGUCCAUGUCAGGAUGAACAUGGAUGCUGUUGCAUCCAGCUAUACCAACAUGAUGCUGAGCUUUCGCGGCGGCGAGCGCCAGCCGCCGAAUGUCCUUCAAAUGUCAUUACGGUUCUCCGCCAUCAUGGAAACUCGGUCCAUGCAGGGCCUACAUUCGAAGGAUUGGUCGGCGGAAGACCGCCUUCGUAAGGUGGUCCAGGAGUUCCACUCUACGAAUGGGAUGCUGCAGAAAUGGUUCCUGGACGAAGAUAAGGUCCAGAGCAUCCUGAACAUGAUUACAGCAACAUCGGCGGGAUCCAGGGAACUCAUUGCCAACCAUCUUCACAAAUUCAAGUGGAGCCAAUCCGCCCUCACAUCGGAGCUUUUGAGAAAGCCGAGAUGGCUUCUGAAAGCUGUGCCGCGUGGAUGCCAGCCUCACUUCAAAGUCUUGCUCACAGUCACGGAGACUUCGCAGGAGAUGUUCCUGGCCUUGGUCUUUCACCAGUUCCACCUCAAGACGCGAAAAGUCCGACCGAACCAGAGGCCGCGGUGCAGGCUGAGUGCGCAAGACUGGGACGCAUACAUCAAUUUCGCCUGCAUCUACGCACAUGUCUUGAAAGAAGCUUCUCUCUUGGCAGACGCUCCGGAUUUGGAAACCAUCAAGAAGGCAUUUCUGGACCUGGACUACUUCGAAGAGAUUGAAGCCAUCAUCAAGGCAGAGCCGGCCGGAUGGACUGUGAAAAACCUUUGCUUGUGGACUGAGAUGGUGCAAAGGGAGACGCCGGCGACAGCAAUGGGAGUUGCUGUUGAUGAGAAGACUGUGGAGGAGAAAGAAGAGGAAUUGGAAAAUGCAGCCUUUGCAUCACUUAAGGCAAAAAUUGCGAAGGAUGAAUGCGCAUGGACGGCUUUCAACGCAGCGAAGACCAAGCGAGCCAGCCUGGCGCAUGUUGUUGAAGUUCAGCAUGCAAAGGAGCAAAAUGCUAAGGGGCUGGAGUUCGUGGCUUCACAUGCCUGGCGCUACCAGAGCUUGCCUGACCCAUUGCCGAGCCCACUUGCAGAGAACGAGUAUGUUGCCCCAGUUACCAAAGGGCAGCUGACCUCGAAUGACCAGCGCAAGAACUACACGGACCUCCAGGAGACCGCGCAAUGGUUGUCAGGUGGGAAACAUACCAUCAUCUACCAUGCCACAAGCUAUGACGCAGCUUGGGAAAAGGCUGCGGUGCAGCUUUCAUGCCCUGUGAUCGGCCUCACCGUGGACUUGGCGUGCCACAAGCUGGCAUCAAAACUUUUGCGCAGCCACCUGCUGGAGGAAUGGAAGAGGGACUCAGGUAUGAUCAAGGGUGCCAGGUAUGUGCCAGAUUCCCCAGGUCUCCCAGAUACAGUGACUCCUCCAGACUUGCUUGUGUGCAAGGAAGUCGAGGGGAAGUUGACCAUCCCCAGUGAUGUGCGGCAGAAGUUUCUUGGUGACCCGCUGAGAUCUGCAGAGUGGAAGAAACUGCUCAAGAGCUUUGAAAAGCUGCAUGGAACCGCAUCAACACCACCUGCUGCUGCACCUUCGACUCCCGCGACUGCUCCUGCAACUCCUGCUGGUUCCCCUGCCACGGAUGCAAGUCCUUGGAAGCACAUCUUUGAAGGUGAGCCUCGCACUCUUACAGAUUUGGUGGCCAAGUACGGUGAACCGUCAUCGACCAUCAGUGCUCCGGGAAGCAGUGGAUUUGUGAUCAAAGUUGUUGAAGGGCCCAAGUUCUUCCUUUGUGCUCCAGUCGCUGGAACAUUUGAUUGCAAUGAGGGCCCGGUUCUGUCACAUGGAGCAGGCUCCUGGCUCCUUGACACCAAAGCUGAGAAGAUGCUGCAAGACAACCCUGACAAGGCUCAUGUUGCAAAGUUUGAGUCCGACCAGCACCUGUGCAUUCUGGAGGCAGGGGGUCACUUGAUGUAUGAACAAUGA